AUGAACAGGGAGGAAGGAGGUGAGAUUGGGCAGAGGGAGAAGUCAAGCUAUGACAGCUUCAGUCCUCCCGUCAGCCUUCCGGAGGCCUCUGGAGCUAGAGUUGUCCAAGAUGGGCUGAGAGGACCAUCGGAAGGUACUUCGCUCGCACAACCAGAGAGAACAUUUUUGCCAGUAGGUGGCAGCGCUGGCAUCUUGGGUGGGGGGACCAACGAUUGCUGCCGGGUUCAAAUAUUGAGGCCGGACAUCGAGGGUCAGAAAACUCCUCCUCUCAUUGUGUACAAAUUGGGGCCACUGAGCUCCAACAUGCCCCUCUGCCCCCACCAGCUUUCACACUUUCUAUCACCGGGCCCCGCCGGGAGGUGGCUGGGCGAACGGCAAAGCGAGCAGGCGAGAGGUGCGGGGCGGCAGGCGGCGCCCCCGGACCCCGAGCCCUGCGCGCCGGCUAACCUGGCGCGGCGAGCCCUACUGCCUCACUCCGUCCCUCCGCGUCCCGGCCUCCGAGCCGCCGCGGGGAGGAAGGGUGCCUGGAGCUGAUUCCUGCUGCCGACCCUCUGCCUCCUGCCCACGGGCGCAGCCCCGCGGCUCGGCGCACCCACAGCCGCCACCUGCGAGAGCAAGCCCUGAGUAAGUCAAUUGAAUUCCUUCUUGUGGACCAUAAAGUGGGACCCGUCAUCUUGCUUCUUUGGCACCAUCCACGUUCUGUACACCAGGGUUUGGGACUUCAUCCCGGACAGCUCCAAGGAGGCUUUUCAGCACAGGAGCAUUGUGUACUUCAAGCUGGACCUCACGGACCGCUACACUAUCUCAGCCCUCACCAGCUGUCAGAUGCUGCCACAGGGGAACCUUCAGGACGUGCUCCCCAGGGACAUCUACUGCUGCCUCAAGUGCCACCUAGAGUAUGUCAAGCUCAUGACACUGUGGAUGACCCCAGAGCCGGGAAAGGGUCUCUGUGCUUACUGCCUCUUAAGUGGCAUCGCUGGGAACUGGGAGUGGAGGAGGCCCAUCUGGGUGAAGCUCAUGACCAACUGCUUGACCGAAGUGGACAUCAAGUCCUGUGGGGUGCCUGUGGUAGACCUGUAAUUUGCCCAGGAGGCCUAACGGCCGAGGAAACAGACGGGGGUGGGGGCGGCAGUGGAAAAGGUGGAAGAGCAGUGCCAUCUGCUGAAUGGGUUGAACUUUUCACAGGUCAUCUUGGCUUUGAACCAGAUCCUUCUGCAGCAGGAGAGCCUGCAAGUGGGCAGUCCAAACACUGUAACUGUGGGACCUCUGCUCCGGCAUCUUCAGCCAUGUCAGCUCCCAUGGCGCCUGCAGGUGGUGUGGGGUAUCAGAAUAUGGCUGCCCUUGCGGAACGAGGGCCAGGCUGGCCAGCGCCAAGGGGUGCAGAAUGAGGACUCGGGCCAAGCCCUGUUGGAGGAGUUCCCUGACAAAGGCUUUUUCUUUGCCUUUGGGGCUGGUCAUUUCACGGGCAGUGACACAGUGCUUCAUGUCUUGCGCCAUGAAGGUUAUGAGGUAGAGAACGCCCCGGUUGGAUGACCUGUCAACAGCCUGGAAGAAUGGCUGCUAAAUGGAUACUUUGCACCCAGCGCAGCUGACGUCCCAUCUGAGGCUGGGGCUGUGUCAGACAUGGCGUAG
This is a messenger RNA of Manis pentadactyla (Chinese pangolin), 1632 nucleotides long. RefSeq names its product TraB domain containing 2A (gene TRABD2A). Lineage: Eukaryota; Metazoa; Chordata; Mammalia; Pholidota; Manidae. Gene Ontology annotation, cellular component: membrane. Gene Ontology annotation, molecular function: metalloendopeptidase activity. The record is from RefSeq and is a predicted model, not a curated record. Gene Ontology annotation, biological process: negative regulation of Wnt signaling pathway.